CCACAAGAAUAACACACAGCAGAGACGCGGGACGCGGCGGAUUAAUUUACCACGACUUAUUACGGAGUAGAAAGACUGGAGCCUGGAAGACGAACACAGGACGCACGGAGCAGCCGAUCAGAGACGUAUAGGAUCGAAUCCCGAGCCACCGCCUACACCGCCUAUAGUCUUUGAGACAGACAGGACCGGCUGUGCUUAUACCGUAAAAAGCCCCCAGUUGCCCAUAAUCUCCGCCGACUUCUUCCAAUUGAGACUUGAGAAUUGAGAGUACCCCUGAAAAAGCCCACAGGGUCCUGAGUUCACCUAUAUAAAGCUGAAUUUAGUUUUCUCUGCUGCUGACUAGCAUUCAUCAUCAUCAUGACUUACGGUGAACAGGAAGAGAACCUCAAAGUUGACAAGCAGUUUCUAUCGUCUCCCAUUAAGAAUGUAGUUGACAAGUUUCAGCUUCUUCCCGAAUUCUUGAAGGUGAGAGGAUUGGUGAAGCAACAUUUGGACUCUUAUAAUUAUCUCAUUAGGACUGAUAUAAAAAAGAUUGUCAAAACAAAUAAGGAAAUUAGAUCGACAGUUGACUCCCGUAUUUUUCUCAGGUACACAGAUGUUUGGAUAGGUAGACCAUCAGUUAUGAGUGAUGGUACGGAAAAGACAUUGUUUCCAAAUGAAUGUCGGCAAUCAGAUAAAACCUAUGCUGCUCCUAUAUAUGUCAAUAUUGAUUAUGUAGUGGGGAGUAAUGGGCAAAUGACCCCUGCAAGCAAGGCUAAAGUUUGCAUUGGAAGGAUGCCUGUCAUGCUAAGGAGUUCUUGUUGUGUCCUGUAUGGAAAAGAUGAGGAUGAAUUGGCACGCCUUCGUGAAUGUCCACUUGAUCCAGGAGGAUAUUUUGUUGUCAAAGGCACUGAAAAGGUUAUUUUAAUCCAAGAGCAGCUUUCCAAGAACAGAAUACUUAUUGAUACUGACAGGAAGGGCUGCGUUCAAGCGUCUGUUACAUCCAGCACAGAUAAUAUAAAAAGUAAAACAGUCAUAAAAAUGGACAAAGAAAAGAUUUAUCUGGAGUUGAACCAAUUCAAAAGCAAGGUUCCCAUAAUGAUUGUUUUGAAGGCCAUGGGUAUGGAAAGUGAUCAAGAAAUUGUGCAGAUGGUCGGAAGAGAUCCUCGUUAUGGCUCUCUGCUUUUGCCUUCAAUUGAGGAAUGUGCUGCCAAUAAUGUGUAUUGUCAACAACAAGCAUUGCAGUUCCUUGAUGCUGAUAAGAUUCUUAAACCUUUUGGAUACUCAACUGGUUCAUUUGACAAGGGAGGAGGGCGUGCAUUGGAAAUUCUUAAAAAAACAUUUCUUGCAAACAUCCCGGUGCAUGACAAUAAUUUCCGCAAAAAAUGCAUUUAUGUUGCGGUGAUGUUGAGACGCAUAAUGGAUGCAAUCCUAAACAAAGAUACAAUGGAUGACAAGGACUAUGUGGGGAACAAACGGCUAGAGCUCUCAGGGCAGCUAUUGUCCCUUCUGUUUGAGGAUUUGUUUAAGACCUUUAAUGAUGAGGUCAUAAAACAGGUUGAUUCGGUCUUGGCAAAGUCUUCCCGGUCUAGCAAACUCGAUAUUUCUCAAUAUUUAAUUAGGGACUCCAUUACCCAAGCCCUUGAAAGAACUUUAUCCACAGGAAAUUGGGAUGUAAAGAGAUUUAGGAUGCACCGAAAAGGCAUGACACAGGUCCUAACUCGGCUAUCAUACAUUGUAUCAUUGGGCUUCAUGACCAAGAUUCAACCCCAAUUUGAGAAGUCCAGAAAAGUUAGCGGGCCUAGAGCAUUGCAACCAAGUCAAUGGGGCAUGCUGUGUCCUUGUGAUACCCCGGAAGGUGAAUCAUGUGGAUUGGUGAAAAAUCUAGCUUUGAUGACUCAUGUUACAACAGAUGAAGAUGAGCGCCCAAUUGUUUCUCUGUGCUAUUGGUUGGGGGUUGAAGACCUAGAACUUCUUUCUGGGGAAGAGAUUCAUACACCAAAUUCUUUUUUAGUUGUAUUGAAUGGACUCAUUCUUGGCAAGCACAGGAAGCCGCAGCGGUUUGCCAGUGCCAUGAGAAAGCUACGGAGGGCUGGUCAAAUUGCCGAGUUUAUAAGCAUCUUUGUGAAUGAAAAGCAGUCCUGUGUGUACAUUGCUUCAGAUGGAGGCCGGGUCUGUCGUCCACUAGUAAUUGCUGACAGGGGCAUUCCAAGGAUCAAAGAGCAUCACAUGAAAGAAUUGAGGGAUGGUGUGCGCAACUUCAACAGCUUCUUGAGGGAGGGUUUGGUUGAGUAUCUUGAUGUAAAUGAGCAGAACAAUGCGUUGAUUGCUCUGUAUGAUAAAGAAGCUACCCCAGACACAACACAUAUUGAAAUAGAGCCUUUCACGAUCUUAGGCGUUAUUGCUGGUUUGAUUCCUUAUCCUCAUCACAAUCAGUCACCAAGGAACACAUAUCAGUGUGCUAUGGGCAAGCAAGCGAUGGGCAAUAUUGCCUAUAAUCAGCUGUACAGGAUGGACUCGUUGAUAUACCUUUUAGUGUAUCCUCAGAGGCCUUUAUUGACAACUAGAACAAUUGAGCUGGUUGGAUAUGAUAAACUAGGUGCUGGACAGAAUGCAACUGUUGCUGUGAUGAGUUAUAGUGGAUAUGAUAUAGAGGAUGCAAUUGUAAUGAACAAGGCUUCUCUUGACCGUGGUUUUGGUCGCUGCAUUUUAAUGAAGAAAGCCAAUGGCAGUUACCAGAAGCACAAAAAUGAUACAUUUGAUAGGAAACUUAGACCACAUCGAAAUGGAUCUGAUGCUCAAGAGAUGCAGAUUCUUGACGAUGAUGGAUUAGCUUCUCCAGGAGAACUCAUUAAAGCCCGCGAUGUUUACAUGUACAAGGGAACCCCGCAUAUCACAACCGGGCCAUCAGUGCAGUCACCAAUGUCGCUUCCAGAGAGCGCAUACAAACAAGUGAAACUUUCGCUUGGUUACAACAAGUGUCCUGAAGGACAAAUAAGUGCUGUGGAUAGAGUCGCUCUGUUCUCUGAUAAGAACAACAAUUUAUGUGUUAAUUUUAUGAUUCGUCACACUCGAAGGCCGGAGCUUGGUGACAAGUUUAGUAGCAGACAUGGUCAAAAAGGAGUCUGUGGAAACAUAGUCGAGCAAGAAGAUUUCCCAUUUUCUGAACGGGGCAUAUGCCCUGAUCUAAUCAUGAAUCCUCAUGGAUUUCCAAGCCGAAUGACUGUUGGAAAGAUGAUAGAGCUUCUUGGAGGUAAAGCAGGAGUUUCUUGUGGUAGGUUCCAUUAUGGAAGUGCCUUUGGGGAAAGCAGUGGCCAUGCAGAUCGAGUUGAAACUAUAAGUGAAACCCUUGUGAAGCAUGGGUUUAGCUACAAUGGAAAGGACUUUAUAUAUUCAGGUAUUGAUGGCUCGCCAUUACAAGCAUAUAUCUUUAUGGGGCCAAUUUAUUACCAGAAGCUGAAGCACAUGGUCUUAGAUAAGAUUCAUGCUCGUGGUCAUGGCCCUCGAGCCAUGCUCACAAGACAACCUACUGAAGGAAGAAGUAGAAAUGGAGGUCUACGUAUUGGAGAAAUGGAAAGGGAUUGCUUAAUUGCAUAUGGAGCUAGUAUGUUAAUAUAUGAGCGCAUGAUGAUUUCAAGCGAUCCCUUUGAGGUUCAGGUUUGUGAGAAAUGUGGUUUAUUGGGAUACUACAACUACAAACUGAAAACUGGCGUUUGUUCAACAUGUAAGAAUGGGGAUAAUAUAUCUACCUUGAAGUUGCCAUAUGCAUGCAAGCUCCUAAUCCAGGAACUUCAAUCGAUGAAUAUCGUUCCUCGCUUAAAGUUGGAAGAGGCUUGAUUUUUUGGUAUUCACGCAUUUUUGGAAACAUGGCUCUUCAGAGACCACUGUCAAAUUCGUUGUAUAAUGUAUGCUUCUGCUUUUCUGUAAUCUGCGAGGCCAUUUCAUUCAAAUUUUUGUUAGCUUGUUAUAGUUGAGAAUAACAAGAGAUAGACAGGUAUACCUCCAUUAAAAUGUGACAGCAAGAACUUACUGCUACUUUUAUGUUAUUCAAAAGUCAGAGAUUCAAUUUCACAUUUUCACAACUAAAAAUAUGGUAGAACCCAACCAGACCAAGAGUGCGGAUUUUAAAUGGAAACAAGCCGGCUAAUGAUUCUGGAAUCCGCAUGGGUAACAGAACGGGUAUGCUUUGGUCUGGUUCCUCCAAAAUUUGCUGAGUAAUGUUUUUAGAUGCGCUUAAAAUAUUGUAGGAAUUAGAGCUAUUAGACUAGAAGUUGGGUUUUUCCAUCAUUUGCAAUGGAUCCAAAGAUUCAUUAUUUUUUGGUUUGAGAUUAUGAUGGAAUAAAGCUAAAUGGUUCACUAAACUGUC
Molecule: messenger RNA, 4345 nt
Organism: Cuscuta europaea
Lineage: Eukaryota; Viridiplantae; Streptophyta; Magnoliopsida; Solanales; Convolvulaceae
Source: the annotation of a GenBank genome assembly